This is a messenger RNA of Corapipo altera (White-ruffed manakin), 3784 nucleotides long. Its product is annotated as KIAA0513 ortholog. Lineage: Eukaryota; Metazoa; Chordata; Aves; Passeriformes; Pipridae. The coding region runs from base 462 to 1733 and encodes 423 amino acids. The transcript is spliced from 13 exons. The record is from RefSeq and is a predicted model, not a curated record.
GCAGCAGGAGCACCAACAGGUCUUUCCAGUCCUGCCUGUGGCUGUGUUUUAGCACACGGUGCCUCCGGGAGCUUCCAUCGGCACGUCGGGGUGGCACCCGGGGAGAGGGAAAAGCACCAGGUGCAUCACGGCCUCACCUUGUUUGGCCUUUACUUUGUCAGCUGCAGCUUUAACUAAUCAUUGGACACCGGUAAAUGGUGGCGGAACUGCCCCUGUCACGCCAGGCUGUGUCUGCCCGGGACUGGGCACGCAGGGCAUCGCCUCUGCCAGGCACUUUGGGAAGGAGCAGCUCCAGGAGGCACCGUCCAGGGGCUGAAGAUGUCCUGUGCUAACCUGUGCCCCCUCAGAAGGUCCUGCCUGCCUUAGCCAGCAUCCUGCCUGCGAUGGCCUUCACACCUCAGUGAGGGGCAGAAGGACAAGGAGCAAGUCCCUCCAACACCACCACAUCCCCCAGGAGAGCCAUGGAGGCCCCUGUAGAUGUGCCUGUGGGGAACCUCAUUGACUUUGAUGCUGAAACACCCACCUGCGACCCCUCAGAGCCCGCUCCUCCCACUGCCCCCAGUGACAACGGGCACCUGGGAGAUGCAGGGAACGGGCACCUGGGGGACACAGGGGACGUGGCCGGGGAGGAGAGCGAUGCCACCGAGUCGGCGGACAGCGAGAAUGACAUGGGUGACUCUCCCAGGCACUGGAGUGGCUACCACCGCUCCUCCUCCAACGAGUCCUUCUCCUCCAGCCAGAGCACGGAGUCGGCGCGGGACGAGGCGAUGGCCGAGCGCCGGGAGUUCAUGCGGCACUACGUGGAGAAGAUCUUCACCGGGGGAGAGGAUUUGGACCAAGAGGAGAAGGCCAGGUUUGGUGAGCUCUGCAGCAGCGAGAAUGGGAAGGGCAGGGAGUGGUUCGCGAGAUAUGUGAGCGCCCAGCGCUGCAACUCCAAGUGUGUCUCAGAGCAGACCUUCUACCGCCUGAUGCAGUCAUUCGCCCUCGUGCUGUUUGAGUGUCACCAGAUGGAUGAUUUCAGCCCUGCCAAGAACCUCAUGACCAUGUGUUUCACCUACUACUACAUAGGCAAGCCCCACGCUCUGCCCUUGGAGGCCAAGGAGAAGCCCACGGGCAGCAUCGACUCGUACCUGAAGUCGGCGAACACGUGGCUGGCAGAGAAGAAGGACAUCGCAGAGCGGCUGCUGAAAAACACAUCAGCCAAGACAGAGAACGUCAAGGGCUUCUUUGGGGGCCUGGAGACCAAACUGAAGGGUCCUGCCACCAAAAAGAGCGACGAAGGUGAGGACAAACCGAAGGAGAAGCUGAAGAAGACAGUUUCUGUGCAGAGCCCAGAGGAGGAGGAGAAGAAAGGAGAGAAGAUCUACCUGUACAUGCACCUCAAGCAGCAGCCGAUCUGGCACAACCUGCGGUUUUGGAAUGCCGCCUUCUUUGAUGCCGUGCACUGCGAGCGCAGGAAGCGAUCCCCCACCACCAGAGGGAACACUGGGGAGGAAGAGGAGAAGAGAGAGAAGUGGUGCCACAUGACACAGGAGGAGCGUGACGACAGCCUGCGCUUCAACGAGAACAUCACCUUUGGGCAGCUGGGCACCUUCAUUCACAACAUGCUGGCGUUCGGCCUCAACAAGAAGCUCUGCAGCGACUUCCUGAAGAAGCAGGCGACCAUCGGCAAUUUGGAUGAAGAGCAAUACAAGCUGCUCAGUGACCACAUCGAGCAGAUGGCCACCGAGUAGCCUCCUGGCUGGCACGUGGCGAUGGAGAGACGGCAGCCGGACAGGUGGGGAGGGGAGAGAAACCCACCUCCGGGGCUACCUGAGACUGAAGCUGGGAUACUUACAACAAAAAUCACACACACAAGCUGCAAUAAAACCUGCAUGAUCAUCCACCAAACUUUAGAGCUGCACCAGGGCAGCCUGUAGACAUAGGAGCCGAAGAGCCCCCUGCCCUUGCCAGACCCUCCUGCCUCUAUUUUCAGAGUAGACAGUCCCAAAAGUGAACUUUGUCAGUUAAAAAGCAAAACAAAUCACAAGGCAAAAGCAGAAAGAGAGCGACUGUGCAGCCCCCAGGCACUCAGUCUUCAGCCUCCCCAUGAAAGGCUGUUGUGGUCUCCAGUGUUUGCAGCUCGAUGCUUUUCCAAGGCUGCCGUGGAUGGUGGUAAAUCCAGAGGUAUCCAAGGCUGCUUUUCCCUGCUGCCAUCCCCUUGAUGAGCGCAGCAGAUGCUGGAACUGUUCUAGGGAUGCAGGAGGAGAGGGCAGGGAUCACAUCCAGGCGCUGGGGCUGUAUCCAGCCACCGAGGAAGCCAGUGCCGGGGGGAGCAGCCGGCUCUGCCCCCAGUUUGAUCCAUCUCCAUAUGUCUGUAGUGAGGCACUGGGUGCUGGGAACAUGUGGGUUUGUCCCAGCUGCUGAGGAGGAUGAUGGGAUGCAGCAGCCAACAGGAGGCUCUGAGUCACUCAGGUUGUGUUGUGUAUCCAGGGAUGUCACCACUGGCUGGGGACACGGGCAGUGCGAGGGGUUGGUGGGAGCAGAGAUGGGGCUGGCAAAGUGCUGCUGCUGUGCUCACUAUACAGCUCCUUGGGAGCUGGAAGGAAAUCUUUCCCUUGGGAAACCUUCUCUGCACUGCCUGUGUGGUUUUGUACCUCUGGGCAAAGAGGAAACACAGUUUGCUUCAUAUCAUUAGCCUGGAUCAGUAGGAAAAAAGCCAUGGCCUUGGGCAGGAUUGUGGGAAGAGGAGGCAGAGGAGAACCUCGUGGCUUGGGAGGAGGCAGCAAAGCACAUCAUCCUGCUCCCUGCUGCCCUGUCAGUGUUGGGAUGUCGCUGGAUUGUGACAUUUCCCAAAGCCUCCUGGCUUCCCGCAGUGACCGUGGUAGCAGAUUAAUCGCUCUCCUUCCCCGGGCUGCUCCUCGGUGUCCCCUCCUUCCCCAGCCCCUUUGCUCCAGCUGAUCAUCCAUCAAACCUGAAAUAGCCCUGUCUUAAGGACAUCUCCCAUUCUGCUCAAGGGAUGGCAGCUCCCACUGUGCAGCAUAUCUGAUUUUUCCCCAUGGAUCUUGGCGUGGUGGUUGCAGAGAGGCUGGGGACAUGAGGACAUCGCUGGGGACACGGGGACAUCACUGCUCUCCUCUGCAAGGAGCAUCCCAUAGGGUCAGAAACCCCCAGCCCUGCUCAGCCAAAGGUCCAACACUCAGUCUCACCCCAAAAACAUCAUCUUGAAACACAAGUGUAGGUUUCAAGAAACCAUCAGUCCAUUUUUCCCCAUGCUGCCAUCUGUAUCCUGUAGGAUAAAUAGCAUAAAAUGGUAUUUUUUCCAUGUAGCUCUUAGUUUCUGGUAUUAUUUCUGAGCAUCAAAGUGAUGCUUUUACCUAAGCUGGGCUUCCCUUGCUGCUGGGGAUGGGAGUUGGCUCCACGUUGGGUCUUGUAGGAAGGACGGAUUCAGCACAAAUUUUCCCUUGGCCAUUCCCAAACCUGGAUAGAGUUACUGGAGAAGGUUUUUUGCCGGGGUGAGGGGCAGACAUUGGUCCCUCCAGCAGCCCCUCAGCUCCAUGAACACCUUCCUGAUGGACAGGAUGUGCUGGACCACAGGCAGCUCAGCAUCCUGGAGCAUCCUAUCCCCAUGACAUCCCUGUAUCUGUCUCCACUCAGGUCUUCCCCAAAUCCUCCUUUGUUUCUUUAUUAUUUUUUUUUCCCAACAUGAAAAAAGAAGUUCAGCGCUGAAGUGUAUAUUAUUUGCAUGUGUAUUUUUCUAUUAAAAAAAUAAUUAAAAUAAAAUAAAAAAUAUCCAUAAACCCUU